AUGAGUAGCCGAUUGGCGACAAUACGAAGUAUUGGUAUUGCCCCAAAAAUUUUGGGUAGGUGUAUAAAACAGUUCAGUACGUCGUAUCUUUUGAAGAACGCCAAUGUGCUGAACAACCUCAAUAAGUCAUCGAACGCUUGGGAAAAUAUAUUCAAGCAGAUAAACCAAACGAAACCCCCAAAUACGAAUAUAACUAAUGACUUAGAACCGUUCGAUCAGUUAAAAGAAGUUGUAAAGAAGCCUUUAUGGCAGAUAUACUGGAAGCUAGUUAACCGAGAGUUCGAACCGCCAUUUUCUAAUAUGAACAAUCUUGAUAAUGAUAGGGUUAACAGCCUUAUUUGGACAUUUACAGAGAAAUUAAUGUUGCAGUUUGAAAUAUAUUUACAUAAUCCACUAAACUGCAGGCCAAUACCUGAUAUUAAGCUCGUUGACUAUAUUAAUCCGAAAAUCUGCAAUAUAACGCAGAUCAUAUAUCUGAUUAACAAUGACAUGAUGCCAUCUCAACUUCCACGAUUCUAUGGCUAUAAUACCAAGAUAGAGUGUUUAAAUAACAUAUUAUCGAAGUUGAUAUAUAAGGAAUAUGUCGAAUCAUCUUUAACGCAUAUUAAGCAACAAGACUCAUUAGUAGACCUUUCGAAUCCAGCGGAAUGGUUUCCAGAAGCGAGAAAGAUGAAGCGUAAAUUUAUUAUGCAUGUAGGACCAACUAAUAGCGGUAAAACAUAUAAUUCCUUGCGGAAGUUGGCUAAGGCAAAAUCAGGGUAUUAUGCUGGUCCAUUAAGAUUAUUAGCCAGAGAAAUCUAUGAGCGAUUUCAUGAUCAAGGCAUAAAGUGUAAUUUAAUAACCGGGGAAGAAGUUAUCCCAUCUAUUGACUCAUUCGGAAAAAUAAGUGAAAUUUCAUCUGGAACAAUAGAAAUGAUUCCAAGCCAUAAGAAAAUGGAUAUUUGUAUAAUUGAUGAAAUUCAAAUGAUCGCAGAUCCUAGAAGAGGUGAAGCUUGGACUAAUGCUGUAUUGGGUGUCCAGGCGAAGGAAAUUCAUAUGUGUGGUGAAGAAAGUGCUGUUCCGUUAAUAUUAAAGUUAGCUAAAAUCACAGGUGACGAAGUUGAAAUUAAUAAAUAUAAUAGAUUAGGAAAAUUGACUGUUUCUGAUAAGGAAGUUAGCAAUUUCAAAAAUCUUCAAAAAGGUGAUUGUGUUAUUGCAUUUUCUAAAAGGAAAAUUUUGGAAUUGAAAUGUGAGAUUGAAAGAUCAACUAACUUAAAGGUCGGGGUUAUUUAUGGGGCAUUACCACCGGAAAUCAGAUCUAAAGAAGCAAAUGGUUUCAAUAGUGGUCAAUACGACGUCUUAGUAGCCUCCGAUGCUGUUGGAAUGGGUCUUAAUUUGAAAAUUAAAAGAAUCGUCUUUUUUGCUACUAAAAAAUUUAAUGGCAAUGAAACUAUUCCACUUACUGCAUCUGAAACAAAGCAGAUAGCCGGAAGGGCUGGUAGGUUCAGUAAAGAUGAAGGAGAGCUGGAGGGAUUUGUUACCGCUAUGUAUAAAAAGGAUCUUAUCUUCUUAAAGAAGAUGAUGAAUGAACCGAUCCAAAAUUUAUCAAAGGCCUGUACUUGGCCAACAGACAAAGUUUGGACGUAUUAUAUGAGUAAAUUUCCAAAGUAUACUUCUUUUUAUGACAUUUUAGCACAAUUUGAGAAAGAAACAAGUAGCCUUGAAAUGGAAAACUUUUUCCUUACUGCCCUAGAUUCGAGAUAUGAGAUCUUAAAUUUAUUCUUAAGAAAUGAUUUGUACAAGAAAACCACUAUCGAAGAUCAAUUGAGGUUAAGUUUGGCCCCUGUUAAUAUCAAUAUGUCGUCACCAUUAGUGGUUGAUACAGCAUUCAAAUUUUUUCAGAACAUAACAAAGUGUGAGACCAAAAAUAUCUUUGAUUUCAACUUCUUGCAUACUGAAAUCUUAAAAAGACGUCCAAAAUUUACUGCGACCACUGAACUGACUGUGCAGACUUUACAGAGUCUUGAAGAAAAUCACAAAUUGGUCUUAAUAUUCUUAUGGCUAAGCCAAAGAUGGCCAACAUUGUUUGUUGAUAAAGAAAGUGCUACUGAAACCAAAACAUUAAUUGAAAAGCGUAUCAGCGAAGAACUACUUAAUCUCAGAAGAUUAAUUAAGCAUUCUCGUUCAGCUGGUGUUGAGCCAAGAAGAUCCAAUCCGAAGGGCUUUAAAUUUCGUGCUAACCAACAAAAAUGA
Molecule: messenger RNA, 2232 nt
Organism: Debaryomyces hansenii CBS767
Lineage: Eukaryota; Fungi; Ascomycota; Pichiomycetes; Serinales; Debaryomycetaceae
Gene: SUV3
Product: ATP-dependent RNA helicase
Exons: 1
Coding region: 1-2232 (743 amino acids)
Biological process (GO): mitochondrial RNA 3'-end processing; RNA catabolic process
Cellular component (GO): mitochondrial degradosome
Molecular function (GO): hydrolase activity, acting on acid anhydrides; RNA helicase activity; ATP binding
Source: RefSeq, a predicted model, not a curated record